AUGAUAUUUGAAGAAUUAGCUAAUGAAUUACUACUCGAACUGUUUGAAUGUUUUAAUAUUACUCAACUAUUACGAGCAUUUCGAUGUCUUAAUUCACGUUUCGAUAAACUUCUCGUCAUCUAUUUGCGAAAUCUUCGUUAUCUUGAUUUUCGAUCAAUAUCCAAAAAUGAUUUUAAUUUUAUUUGUCAACAUCAUCUACCAUCAAUCAUGAAUAAAACUAUUUCACUCACGCUUUCGAAUGAUGAUGAAACUCCACAACAAAUUGAAUUAUUUUUUUCUUAUAAUUUCAUUCUUUCUCAAUUUCUUCAUUUACAAUCACUUUCAUUUUAUCAAAUUAAUUCACAAUCGAUCAUUCAACAUAUUGUAAUUGAUCUAGUUCAUCUUUCAAAUCUAACUCAUCUGAACUUUAUUGAAUGUUGCUUGUCUUCAUUAUAUGAAGAUCAUUUCUACUUGAUUGACAAUAUUUGGAAAUUACCGAAAUUAAUUCAUUUAAAAUUACAUGACACUUCUAAUGGGAGAAUUAAUUUUAUUUCAACAAGAUCAAUCUCUUUAUCUAUGGAAUAUAUGUCUAUUAAACAUUUUUGUAUGAGUAUGAACGAUAUAUAUCAAUUCAUGAAGCACAAACCUCAUUUACGGCAUGUUCAAAUUUAUACACAUUUGGAUGAUGAAGAUAUUCAUGUAGUUGAACAUUUUCCCUCGAUUAUUAAAUUUGAACUCAAUGAUGAACGCUUCAGUCCAUUAAAUCUCUUUUUUAUGAAUCAUAUACCCCGAGGAAUUUCUGUAUUUAGUGCAAUGCCGAAUUUAUAUCAUUUAACAAUUGAAACACCAUUUAUAUUUAUGGAUGGACAUCGAUGGAGAUGUUUUAUUAGUAAUUUUUUACCGAAACUUAAAAUUUUUCAAUUUAAAAUGGCUAUUUAUUUUAAUAAUUUUGAUAGUGUUAAAGAACGAGCUAAUUACAUACUUGAUUCAUUUCAAAAUCAAUUUUGGACUGAUGAACAUCAAUGGUUUGUUCGAUGUCAUUGGAACUCAGAAAAUAAAUAUAAUCAAUGUAUUUUAUUUUAUACUUUACCAUAUACUUUCUCACAUUUAUCUAUUACUAAUAAUCAUCUAUGGUGUAGAUCAACAUGUCCUUAUGAUCGUAAUGAUUGGUCAUCUUCUCGGGUUCAUUGUUUAUCAUAUAAUUCUUAUUUAACUGAACAUAAUAUUCCAUCGAAGAAAAUAGAAAGUUAUGAGAAAUCGAACAAAAAUCAAACAAAUUCUUCAUCAAAAAUUAAUAAAAUUUUUCGAUUCGGUUCAAGAAAAACACGAUCAUUCUCACUAUCAGACGAUAAUCCAACGAUUGUUCCUUGUUCAUUGGAAAAAACUGUAAAAAUUACAUCUGUUACACCUUCUUUAUUUAAUCAAUCACCACUUUUACAUUUUUCUAAUAUUCGUAAACUUAUUGUAGAACUUCCAUUAGAUGAACAUUUUUGGUCGAUUAUUCCCAAACUUAAUCGAUUAACUUCACUUAAUAUUAAAUUAUCUACUGAGAAAAUUAAUCAAUCACAUUUACAAGAAUUAUUUGAUCGAACGCCACAUUUAUAUUCACUGAGUUUUAAUUUGAAUUUUACGUCAAGUUCCAAAUUGCCAUUAUUUUAUAACAAUAGUUUAUCGAUUCGUCGACUAAAUUUCAAAGAAAAUAAUUCAUUUGAUCAAUGUUUUUUCUUUAAUAAUGAUCAAUGUAUUGCAUUAAGUCGUUCUUCAUUUGUUAAACAAUGUGAAGUACUUUCUAUUGGAGUUCGACAUCGAAGAAGUAUACUAUUUCUUAUCAACAGAAUGAUUAAACUGCGAGCAUUAAAUGUUCAAUGUCAAGAUGAUCAGCAUGGAAGUAAGACAUUGUCGCCAAAAUCCGAUGAUCUUAUUCGCUGGCUACAAUGUCAUCUACCGUCUACAAUUUUUAUCGAAAGAGAUUUUCUUUACAAUCGUGAUAUUCGAUUAUGGAUUCGUUAA
This is a messenger RNA of Rotaria sp. Silwood2, 1989 nucleotides long. NCBI's taxonomy places the organism in Eukaryota, Metazoa, Rotifera, Eurotatoria, Philodinida, Philodinidae. The record is from the annotation of a GenBank genome assembly.